Messenger RNA from Mobula hypostoma (lesser devil ray), 605 nucleotides. RefSeq names its product dynein light chain Tctex-type family member 5 (gene dynlt5). Gene Ontology annotation, molecular function: dynein intermediate chain binding. The transcript has 5 exons. Gene Ontology annotation, biological process: microtubule-based movement. Gene Ontology annotation, cellular component: cytoplasmic dynein complex; cytoplasm. Bases 72 to 605 code for a protein of 177 amino acids. Lineage: Eukaryota; Metazoa; Chordata; Chondrichthyes; Myliobatiformes; Myliobatidae. The record is from RefSeq and is a predicted model, not a curated record.
CAGCGCGUUGCUAAGGGCGCGUUUGGACGGAUAAUCGGUGAUUUCAGAUCACUCUUCUCGUGAACAGCAUCAUGUCUGACAUUGCAAAAGAUAAGGCAGCCCGUUUACUGAAAAAGAGAGGCAGUUUGUCAUCACUGAGCAGCCAUGGCCUCAUUACAAAGGGGAAAGUAGAGAAACAAAAGGACUACAUGAGUACUGUGUCCUAUAUGGAUGAUCCAGGCCAUUUUGAUGACAUUCCACGGCCUGCACAACAGAUGGAAAACACAUACCAGUUGGAACCUUCAAAACAUUUUCCAGACCUCACUGUGAACAAUAUUCUCAAAGAUGUCCUAACAAGCUACUUGCAAGAGGAAAAAUAUGAACCUGAACUCUGCAGACAAAUGACCAAGACUAUCUCUGAGGUUAUAAAGGCUCAAGUAAAGGAUCUCAUGAUUCCACGAUACAAGAUUAUUGUUUUAAUCCACAUUGGACAGCUGAAUGGACAGAGCAUGCGGAUUGGUAGUCGAUUUCUCUGGAACACCAAUACAGACACGUUUUCUUCCUUCUCUUUCUGUAAUCGAUCUCUUUUUGCUGUUGCUAAUGUUUAUGGAGUGUACUUUGAGUGA